Ceratina calcarata is the source of this 829-nucleotide messenger RNA. RefSeq names its product histidine-rich glycoprotein-like. The transcript is spliced from 3 exons. NCBI's taxonomy places the organism in Eukaryota, Metazoa, Arthropoda, Insecta, Hymenoptera, Apidae. The coding region runs from base 49 to 675 and encodes 208 amino acids. The record is from RefSeq and is a predicted model, not a curated record.
UCAGUCGGGUUGUCAGAGGCGCGCGGUAAACAAGUUUGAAAAAUACCGAUGGAUUUAAAGAUUUUAUACUUAAUUCUGUUAAGCGCCUUAACGAACGUCGCGUUUACAUUUGAAUCAACCGGUAGCAGAGGCAGAGUAAAGAGGGCAGUCUGGAAUAAUGGCAGAGAAGAUCACAAAUUUAAUAAAGGAUACUCGUCCCCGUCCGUCGUUAAGAGUGGCCGUGACAAAAGGGAAGCGCACUGGGGUCACGAUGACGAUGAAAAGACGAUUAACGAUCACAAGUACGAACACGAUUAUCAUUACGACCAUGGCAGUCCUUUAAACAACGAUCACUAUGGCGGAUAUUACAGCGUCCGAUACGUUCAUAGUCAUAAAGAGAAAGAUAAAACAAAGCAUGGGUGCAAGUAUGGUGACUGUAACUACGAUGGAUAUCAUUUCGACGAUGGGUUCGAAUACAAAUAUGGCGAUGACGACGAAGAUGGACAUCGUGGGUACAAUGAGGAAUACAAUUUUGAUCAUGAUCAUCACAACGACGAUAUUAAUGACUACGGACCGCAUCAUUAUGCGUAUCCACAAAGCCACAGUAAUUACGACAAAGAUUACUCAGGCUACGUGGGCGAUUAUUAUUAUUCUCACCGCGAGCCUCAUCACUUCGUAUUUUCUCACAAUUAUUAAACCAGCCAGCAAACGACAAAUUCUGUACAUUAAAUUAAACCGUAUUGUUUCUUAUUGAAAGUAUGUCGCGCACGUAACGCGACGGUCCAAGAAUUGUUCUAUGUCAACCUUGUAAAAAGUUUGUGUUACGUAAAAUAAAAAGGUUCUCAUUUCA